GGUUGGUGCUGGUGGGGGACUGACUCAGUGAAGAAAAGAAAUGGCGAUGCUCGGAGGGUUAAGCGCAGCACAGCACAAGAAAAACGUCUCCGACGGGAGCAGCGACGUGUCAGAAUUCGUCUGUCCAGUUUGUCUGGAAAUCUUCGAGAGUCCUGUAACAACACAAUGCGGCCAUACGUUCUGCCAGAGUUGUUUGCAGGAAUGUUUGCGUCCACAAAAGCCUGUGUGUGCAGUAUGUCGGGCCACUCUGGGCCACUGGACUAAAGCUGCUGAUCUAGAGGCCCUUAUCCAGUCAUCUGUGGCAGCUUGCAAGGGAUGUGGAGUUCAGGUUGGCCUUUCUCAGAUGAGAAGCCACACUGCCGCCUGUUCAAAAUACCAGGAGUACAUUGAGGAGGGAGUGAGGACCACUGCCCAGAGCCAGCCUGCCAUCAUCAGUCCAGUGCCAAAUCGUUACACCUUCACCUGCCCCUACUGCAACUGCCAGAACCUCGAUCAGGACGGCCUGGUUGAGCAUUGCACUACCCAACAUGCUCGAGAUGCACGCCAAGUGGUGUGUCCUAUCUGUGCCUCAAUGCCUUGGGGGGACCCUAACUACAGGAGUGCAGACUUUUUCCAGCACCUGAAGAUCAGACACACUUUCUCCUAUGAUACAUUUGUUGAUUACUCCACAGACGAGCACACAAUGAUUCAGGAGGCUUUACAGCGCUCCCUUUUGGACAACUGAAGUGUGAAGAACAAUUCACCAGGAGGAGGAAUCCAGUGAAGUGAAGGGGAGAUGGUCUUAAAAAGACAGAACAACACACUGUAUCGUCAUUCAUCUAGCAUGAGGAUGGUGGUACUGAAUUACUAUGGGUAAUUAUUUUCAUAGGGAACUGGUAUUGUAACUAUGAAUCUAUAGGUUUAUUAUUCAAAAAAUAAAUGCAAUAUGGUUAAAAACAAAACAUAUUGUACCGUUUGAUUUAGGAGUAAUACUGUGUUUCUGGUGUGAAUAUCUUCCCCCCAGCUGAGUCUGUAGACUUGAUAGUUUGUUGAAUAUCUACUAAACUAUGUUUGUUAAGCUGUUUGUUCAUUAAUGACAUGGUGUCAUAUAGCCAAACACUUCCAAAGUUGUGAUUAAAAUUCCCCAUUGUCAACA
Stegastes partitus (bicolor damselfish) is the source of this 1135-nucleotide messenger RNA. It is a transcript of the gene rnf114, whose product is annotated as ring finger protein 114. Bases 41 to 724 code for a protein of 227 amino acids. NCBI's taxonomy places the organism in Eukaryota, Metazoa, Chordata, Actinopteri, Pomacentridae. The transcript has 6 exons. The record is from RefSeq and is a predicted model, not a curated record. Gene Ontology annotation, biological process: protein polyubiquitination; ubiquitin-dependent protein catabolic process. Gene Ontology annotation, molecular function: ubiquitin protein ligase activity.